Messenger RNA from Micromonas commoda, 2082 nucleotides. RefSeq lists its product with no specific name. The annotation marks the transcript as partial. The transcript has 3 exons. Gene Ontology annotation, molecular function: ATP binding; RNA binding. The record is from RefSeq and is a predicted model, not a curated record. Lineage: Eukaryota; Viridiplantae; Chlorophyta; Mamiellophyceae; Mamiellales; Mamiellaceae. Gene Ontology annotation, cellular component: intracellular anatomical structure.
AUGCGGGAGACCCGCGACGCCCUGCCCAUCGCGAAGAUCAAGGCGGAGCUCUGCGAGGCGCUGCGAACGAGCCCCGUGGUGGUGGUGUCCGGCGGUACCGGCAGCGGUAAGUCCACCCAGUGCCCGCAGUACAUUCUCGAGGACGCCAUCAAACGCGGCGUCGGUCCGGAUACCCGAAUCAUCGUCACGCAACCGCGACGCAUAGCCGCCGUCUCCGUCGCCGAGCGAGUCGCUUCGGAGCGCGGCGAGCGCGCGGGUAACUCGGUCGGUUUCAGCGUGCGUCUGCACGGGUGCGCGCCGAGGGACGAGGGCGCGAGCGUCGAGUUCGUGACGACGGGCGUGCUGCUCCGGCGGUUGAUGCGGGAUCCGGGCCUGCGAGGCGUGUCUCACGUCAUGAUCGACGAGGUGCACGAGCGCGACAUCAACACCGACUUUUUGCUGGUGCUCCUGCGCGCGCUGCUUCGCAAGCGCCCGGAGCUCAGGGUGGUGCUCAUGUCCGCCACGCUCGACGCCGAGUCGUUCUCGGAUUACUUCGCCAGGCGCGGCGGCCUGGAUUGGGGCGAGGACGGCAAGGCGCGGUCGAACGUUUUGGACGAUUCUUUCGCGCAAGCCGCGAGGCGCGCUCGAAAGAUGUCCGGGGGGGGAGGAGGCGGAGGGAAGCGCGGCGGCAUCGCGGACAAGCGCGAGCGCGAGGAGUUGGUCGUCGCGCUCGCCGCGGAGGUUGCCGCGCAGGUCUCCGCCGCGGAGCUCGCCAAGGGCAGGAAAGGCUCGGUGCUCGUGUUCCUCCCGGGCUGGGACGAGAUCAAGGAGGCGAUGAAGACGCUCGAGUCGUUGCCAGCGGAGCAGUACGACUCGCUUCAGGUGAUUCCCCUGCACUCGCAGGUGCCCCAGGAAGAGCAGCAGCUGGUGUUCAACCCGGCGCCCCCGGGAAAGAUCAAGGUGAUCCUCGCCACCAACAUCGCCGAGUCGUCCGUCACCAUCGACGACGUCCUCGCCGUCGUCGACAGCGGCUUGGUCAGGGAGAUGAGCUACAACCCGGAAUCGGCGAUGAGCACCAUGGGCACGGUGUCCACGUCCAGGGCGUCCGCGACGCAGCGCACCGGCCGCGCCGGCCGCGUCGCCCCGGGUGUGUGUUACAGGCUCUACUCCAGGGCGAUGUUCGAGGCGAUGCCCGAACGGCCGACGCCGGAGAUUCAACGAACCGCGCUGGAGGCGACGUGCCUGCAGACGUGCUCGAUGACCAACUCCGGGGUCCAGGCGUUCCUGGCGGAGGCCAUGGAUCCGCCCGCGACGGAGACGGUGACGCUGGCGAUGGAGCGGUUGAAGACGCUGGGCGCCAUCGCGGAGGUGCUCACCCCGCUGGGCAGCCUGCUCUCGCAACUUCCGCUGGAUCCCGCCACCGGUCGCAUGCUCAUCAUGGGGGUGGUCACGCAGUGCCUCGAUCCGGUGCUGACCGCCGCGGCUUGCAUGUCCUCCAGGGAUCCCUUCAUCGUCCCCACCGGGAUGCGCGACGAGGCGCAGCGCGCGCGGCGGUCGUUCAGCGAACGAUCCGACCACCUCGCGGUCCUGAGGGCGUACGCGGAGUGGCGCGCCGUGCUCGCCGAGGAGGGAUUCGACGGCGCGUGCCAGUGGGCGAGAGACAACUUUUUAUCGAUCCAGGGCUUGCAGAACCUGACGUCGCUCCGGUCGCAGCUCCUGGACGAGCUCGUGCGCACCGGGCUCGUGCGGAGGGACGAUCUCGGGUACGAUAGACGGAACAGGGAGCUGCGGGGCGACGCCGCGGUCAACAGACACGCGGGUAACGAACCGCUCACGCUGGCGGUGCUCACGACGGGCCUGCCGGGAAAUCUCGCCGCCCGCCGAUCGAUGGCGCACUUCGGAGUCAUGCGCACGCGUCUGGAGGAAAACGCGGGGCUGCAUCCCGCGUCCGUCUCGUUCGCCAGGGCGCCGCCCAAACGUCGCAGCGAGCUCGCCGCGCUGCCGCAGUGGUUCCUCUAUCGCGAGAUGGUGUUGUCGUCGCAGGUGUUUUUGAGGGACUGCAGCGCGGUGAACCCGGAGCAGCUCGUGCUGUUCGGGGGCACG